AUGGCUGAAAAGGAUCCCACAAUACGACUGAGGCGGGCGGUCAAGGAGAACAAUCUUUUCUUGGUCAAACGACUCGCAAAGAGGACAGACAUCCGCAAUCCCGACCCCACGCACAAACGCUUCACGUCGCUGGCAUGGGCAGCAGUGUUGGGACACGAAGAGACGUUCGAAUACCUUCUCAGCGCAAGUCACGAUGACAGAGAAGUCAGUCGGGUGAGCAUCCAACAGGACUCAGAAAACAACACGACCCUCAUUCUGCUCGCGGAUGCGCGUCCACCAGUCUCCGCCUCCGUCUCGACUGACCAUGAAUUCUAUGGCGCGACCUUGCGGAUGGCACGUCUGUACUAUGAACGUUACCCCGACACGCUAGACUGGGCAAAUUCAGAUGGUAAGACUGCGAUGCAUAUGGCUGCGAUGCGGGGGAACGAAGAGCUUGUUAGGAUGCUAUGUGAUUUUGGAGCCGACAUAGACCUUGCAGACAAUGAAGGGAACACUCCGCUGCACUACGCCAGUGCGUGGGGCCAUGUUUUGAUCGUACAAGCAUUGAUAGAACGUGGAUGCCAGUUCAAUAUGCGCAACAAUGACGGGUCCACACCUUCCGACUACGCUUAUUCGGUAGGCAUAAGGGAGGUGUUGCAAGAUACUGCCAGAGUACAAGUUGAAAACAACAGGAAGGCGAGGAAAGCGGCACAAGCUGCUGCGCGAGAAGCCGAGUGGCAGGGACAGGUGCCACCGCUUACUGCGGCAAGGCUGUCAAACGGCAGCAUCCCACGACAGUCAGAUGGUAGUAUUCGUAUGCGCAGUGGGUCUGGCACAAGUCGAACGACAACGACGUCAGACUCGGGAGAAUACGAUAGCCAUUCAACACCUGCUCGUUCACGACCCGUCCCCCCUGCAUUUUCAUCACUAUCACCGCAGCGGAAUGGGACGCCAUUACCUCCGCCGCCACACUCCCCUCCCCACCCAUCAGCAAGUUCCAUCGGCAGCAACAGCAUCCUCAGCAUUCCGUCUCCGACCCCCGCACUGCACGGCAAUCUUGCGCCGGCUUCAAUCACGACCACAGGCCUGUCGCCCAUCGCCAACCGUAUGCGAGAACGAGACAUGGAAGCGAUGGAGAAGUAUAAGUUGCGUAACCGAAGUGGCAGCGCCGCUACUGCGUCGACAGACGCAGCUUCUCAAAACGAUUCAGCAGUUUCGUCCGGCGGAAGGUCUAAAGACGAUGAUGCUACGUCGCUUCAAUCCUACAUGACUGUAGGAUCAGUCGCCCCACGCAGGCUUCUGCGACCGUCAGCAUCUGCUGCUCAACUACGCGGUACGCCACAACCGCUCACGUCGUCGAGCUCCUCUACUGCCUCUCGACAGCCAGAUACCCGGAAUCGGUCUGGCACCGACCCGGAUAUUCUCCACCAGCAAUCAUUUUCUCCUGGAAUAACUCCACCACCAAGGGUGGAAAAGACUCCUGCAUCUCCUGCGACACCCACACAAACAUCCACGCGACCUCCCCUCAUCAAGGCUAGCAACUCCCGCGACUCUACGAAGGACGCGGAGUUUUUUGGGCCGUCAAGCGAGUUCGCUAAAUUCCCACCACCGCCACCUGGGCCUGCUCUGGCGGAACGCAGCCACACCCCCACAUUGCUCUCGCGGCGGUUACCCUUCUUGCUCUCUUCUCACAAACACAACGAGAAAAGCGGCGAGGAUAAAGAAAAACAUCACCAUCACAUCUUCUCUCACAAGCGCAACUCCUCCGCAAAUUCAGUUGCUUCUCGGAUAACGUGA
Messenger RNA from Phanerochaete carnosa HHB-10118-sp, 1776 nucleotides. RefSeq lists its product as uncharacterized. The transcript has 7 exons. The record is from RefSeq and is a predicted model, not a curated record. Gene Ontology annotation, molecular function: protein binding. The coding region runs from base 1 to 1776 and encodes 591 amino acids. Lineage: Eukaryota; Fungi; Basidiomycota; Agaricomycetes; Polyporales; Phanerochaetaceae.